CAGCUCCUCCUCUAUGAGUCAACCUGCUCUCCUUCCUUAUGACCCUUCAGCUUUUUGACUGCUGCUGCCAUUUUUCUCUGCUGGUUGUUUCCUUCACACAUCAGAAGCAAAAUGGCAUCUGGAGUGCAAGUCACUGACGAAGUUAAGGACAUCAUCAACAACAUGAAGGUAGUGAAAACUGAUGCUGAUCUGAAUGAACGCAUAAGAUUGGUGAUAUUCAGAAUCGACGACAGCGAGGGCGCCAUCGUCGUGGAUAAAGUCUACCGUCAAAAAGAUCUGGCGGACGUGCCCGACGUCUUCAAGUUCUUCGUGGGUCUUCUGGAUUCUAAAACAUGUCGCUACUUGAUGUAUGACUGCCACUUUGAAACAAAGGAAUCGAGUAAAAAAGAAGAACUGGUCGCUGUGAUGUGGGCUCCUGAUACAGCACCAAUCAAAGAAAAAAUGAAAUACGCUAGCUCCAAAGAUUCCCUGAAGAAGAACCAAACAGGAGUCAAACACAUGCUGGAGAUGAAUGACCUUUCAGACUAUGGGACCAGGGAAAGUUUUGCAGAAAGAAUGGCAAAAGGUGUAAUCAAGCUUGAGGGCCACAGUGUAAAUGCAUGAAUAAAGAUUACUUUAUUCUUUUGUUUCAAAACAAGGUAAAUUUAAAAACAGAUUUGAAAUGGGGCAAAACUGAGUUGGAGGGGAUCAGAUUGAUGAAGCUUAAAGGGGAGGCUUGAACUCUGAAUGGGAUUUGAUAAUGCUAACAGGGAAACUUUACAUGUCUCUACCAUACGAAAUUACCCAGGCACAGUCUAACUGUGAAAUCAACCUUGUUCAGAUGUUUUUGUUUUUUUUAUUUUUUGAGCAUACAUUUGUUACGGUGGUCUGUUACUUGACUCUUGGUACGUUUAAAUUUCUUAAAUUAAUUAUUUUUUUUGUGUACAUACAAAUCUACUGAAUCCUGACAUAUCCCAGUAUGGACCAUUUGUCUUCCUUCUUGAUUAUUGUCCACAACAAAAACAAAUAUAUGCUGUAAAAUGAUAAUUAAAACCCCUCUUUGGCCCCUAGAAUAUAGGACAAGUUUUACCAAAACAAAAACAAUUACUGAAACUGCUGCACUGUUAAAGUGUUAAAUAAACUCAAUGCAACAUU
Messenger RNA from Archocentrus centrarchus (flier cichlid), 1134 nucleotides. RefSeq names its product cofilin 1 (non-muscle), like (gene cfl1l). Gene Ontology annotation, biological process: actin filament depolymerization. The transcript has 4 exons. Bases 112 to 603 code for a protein of 163 amino acids. The record is from RefSeq and is a predicted model, not a curated record. NCBI's taxonomy places the organism in Eukaryota, Metazoa, Chordata, Actinopteri, Cichliformes, Cichlidae. Gene Ontology annotation, molecular function: actin binding. Gene Ontology annotation, cellular component: actin cytoskeleton.